AAAAAAGCGGAAGGUGGUGAGCUCUUCGAAAAAGUGGUUGCAUUUCUUGGCCUCACAGAAAAAGAUUAUUUUGCUUUGUCAUUCACCGAUGGCGAUGGCAAUCGAGUAAUGAAAUUUUAUCCACCGGACCCGGCUACACUGAACGACGAUAUUACACGUCAUCUUUUAACUCUGCAACUUCGACGUGACAUUUCUACCGGCAGACUCCCUGCAACGCUAGCCACAUAUGCCUUAUUGGGUUCAUAUGUUGCGCAGUCAGUACACGGCGACUAUGAGCCAUCUCUGCAGUACAUCGAUUUUCUGCGAAGUUACCGUUUAGCCCCGGUGCCAUCCGAAACUCUGUAUGAAAAAGUUGAAGAGAUACACAAACAGCAUAGACUCCCUGCAACGCUAGCCACAUAUGCCUUAUUGGGUUCGUAUGUUGCGCAGUCAGUACACGGCGACUAUGAGCCAUCUCUACAGUACAUCGAUUUUCUGCGAAGUUACCGUUUAGCCCCGGUGCCAUCUGAAACUCUGUAUGAAAAAGUUGAAGAGAUACACAAACAGCAUAGGGGCGUUACACCAAGCGAAGCCGAGUUGCACUAUCUCGAAAAUGCGAAGAAAUUGAGCAUUCCAAAUUUAUCUGAUUGUUUUUUUCUCAUGUAUCAUCCUUGCUCCGUCACAGGCUCGCCUCUAAAUGUAACUUUGGAAAGAGGAAAUUUAAUUUGCCAACAUUGCAGGGGCGUUACACCAAGCGAAGCCGAGUUGCACUAUCUCGAAAAUGCGAAGAAAUUGAGCAUGUACGGUGUACAUCUUUUCUCAGCCAAGGAUGGAAAAGGUGUACCGGUUCAGAUUGGCGUUUGCGCGCACGGUAUAAAUGUUUACCGCGACCAGAUCCGUAUUCAUCGUUUUCUGUGGCAGAACAUCAUCAAAAUUGCUUAUCGGCGCAAUGUUUUCAUUGUCAAACUUGAGAAACAUGAAUCGACGGUGACAUUCAAGCUGCCCGAUCAUGACGCCGCAAAACGGGUUUGGAAAUGCGCCGUUGAGCACCACACGUUUUUCAGGUUCGUUGCUACACACUUGCUUAUAUCAACAUUUAUAAUAGUUGAUUCAGCCGGAGGAGAAGGCUCAUAA
This is a messenger RNA of Gongylonema pulchrum, 1113 nucleotides long. Lineage: Eukaryota; Metazoa; Nematoda; Chromadorea; Rhabditida; Gongylonematidae. The record is from the annotation of a GenBank genome assembly.